Cucurbita pepo subsp. pepo (vegetable marrow) is the source of this 1257-nucleotide messenger RNA. RefSeq names its product non-specific lipid transfer protein GPI-anchored 20. The record is from RefSeq and is a predicted model, not a curated record. NCBI's taxonomy places the organism in Eukaryota, Viridiplantae, Streptophyta, Magnoliopsida, Cucurbitales, Cucurbitaceae.
UAUCUCUCUGAAAAUAAAUCACUUCAUAAAAAUAUAGAGACUAAAUUGAACCGAGAGUUGGAAAUAACGUCACCAAAAUAAACCAAAGUAGUAUUUUAACCUUAGGCUAUAAAAAUCUUAGCUAUAUUAUUCAAAGAAUUGAGGGGGCACAAGAAUGUCAGUUUGAACUCAGAAGUAUAGCCGUAAUGAAUUUGAGCUCUGCUGAAGCCUGCAAGUGGUUGCUAAGGUAGGUAGUUGAGCUUCAAAACCAAACCCAUGGCUUCCCCUCCACUCCCUCUCACUUUGACCCUCUUCUAUAAAUUCCUUCACCUUCUCCUCUUAACUCCAAUGAACUUCCAAAUCCAAAGUCUCGGAACAUUAUCAUACACUCCCCACAAGAGUUAUCCCAAUGGAGCCAUUUGUACCCCUUGCCCGAACAAUCCCGGUGCUCGCUCUAGCGUUUGCUGUAGCAAUUCUUCCAGUUUUGGGUCAAAUUAAUUCACCCUGCAAUCCUUCCAUGAUUGCUCGCUUCACUCCUUGCAUGAACUUGCUCACAAACAGCACAGAAAAUGGCACUUCACCAACUGCAAGCUGUUGUGAUUAUCUAAGGUCGCUCACUGGCACAGGAAUGGAUUGCCUCUGUCUCAUUGUCACUGCAAGCGUUCCUUUCCAACUACCCAUCAACCGAUCGUUGGCGAUUUCUCUUCCUCGUGCCUGUAACAUGCCCGGCGUCCCAGUCCAAUGCAGAGCCUCUGCUGCUCCUAUUCCAGCUCCAGGUCCUAUCUCACUUGGUCCAGCCCUCUCUCCUGAUGCAUCACCAACUCCAUUAGGUUCUGGCCUCCCUCAACCUGCGACGCCUGCACAGUCACCGGAAGCAGAAACCACAGAGUUUCUAACUCCGCCUGAAACUCCGACCACGACCACUGAUGCUGGGACUGGGAUUUCACCUGAACUGACUCCGUCAUCUGCUACAAUACCCACUUACAACUUCUAUCUUCUGGUGUUGGCAUUGAGUUGUAUGGUUUGGAAGCUAUACUAGAUUGCUUAUCCAAAAUCUGCUGAUUUAUUGGUUCCAACAAAAAAUAAAAAAGAUCUGUUUAUUUAUUUGUAAUUGUGGGGAGUUAUUCUUUUGAGUUUUGAGUGGAAUAGUUGUUUGAUUAGGUUUUUGGGCUUUGAGUUGGUUCAGAGGAGUGACUGCUUGUAUACCUAAAAAGCAGACAUACCGAGAAUUGUUUGAUACUUUGUUUAGGAUCAAUUUAAAUUCUUCAUUUUAUUGCU